Messenger RNA from Fusarium odoratissimum NRRL 54006, 1782 nucleotides. RefSeq lists its product as uncharacterized. Gene Ontology annotation, molecular function: protein-arginine deiminase activity; calcium ion binding. The transcript has 2 exons. The record is from RefSeq and is a predicted model, not a curated record. NCBI's taxonomy places the organism in Eukaryota, Fungi, Ascomycota, Sordariomycetes, Hypocreales, Nectriaceae. Bases 1 to 1782 code for a protein of 593 amino acids. Gene Ontology annotation, cellular component: cytoplasm.
AUGCGAUAUCAUCACUUGUUGGCCUUUUGUGGGCUUUCAUUAGCUUCGGCCUUUUACGAGAAUCCUCAACUCAAAGCCGACAUACGCGCUGAUACCAAUCGUGACGGAAAGAUUGACCUCGAGGGCACUUCAGACGUCAUUGGCAAGACCAAAUGGACUGAAGCUUCCGGCGCCAUUUUCCUCCCUAACAUUGGCGACACAGAUCGACGAUGCUCCAAGAAGGCUCUUAGCGGCCCAGCUUUGAGCAACGAGAAACUCGAUGACUGUAACGACGCUUCCGAUAAUAUCCAAAGAGCACCUCACUACCUGACUCCUCUCAAGACUGUUCCGAUUCCAUCUGCUUCCAAGAAUAUCAAGGGUACUGUCACGGUCCCUGAUGUUACCCAGCGGAAAUUUGUGCGUAUCUUCCGCAAAGAGGGCAAAAGCUGGAUCUAUGUUGAUGAGAAGCAUACCUUUUCUCAAAAAGAACUGCAAGCUGGACUCGAGCUCGGUAUCGAUGCUCGUGAUACUAGACGCCCAAAGGUUUGGGACGGACGAGUCACAGUUGAAUUCAACUUGCAUGACGGAAACAUCAAAUCUUCCGACAAGGUCAUGCUACGCGUUGCCCCUGUCCUGACGCAUCACCACCUCCAAAAGGUCGAACAAGUCCUCGCUGUUCAAGGAAACAAGACUGACGGACCAUACCUGGUUAACUUCACGGAAACCCUCAGCUCAACAGUCAAAGCGGCCGGUCUUAACAAAGAACUGUACCUCUUUAAUGCAAGUGAUGAUAUCUGGGCUCAAGACUUUGUAGAGCCUGGUUACGCAAGUAUGCCUGGUCCCAAGGGAACAGUCUCGAUUCGAAUCAUGAUCCGAUGUCCCCAGGACGAACGUGUGGCAGGUCGACAGCUUUUCGAGUAUUAUCGCAAAGCGGGCGUUGGUGCAGUGCAGCACCUUGGCGGAAAGCGUGAUGAGAUCAACUCUGGCGGUAACAUUGAGGCCAUUCCACCUUAUUCCUUCAAAGGAAAGACUUGGCCUGCUGGACGCGUUAUCCUUGGAAACCAUGGCAAGCAGAAGCAUCAUAUUCUGCCUUACCUUGAGGCCCAAGAGUCACAGAAUCCUCUUCUUCUGGACACCGCAUGGCUUGCCAUCGGUCAUGUUGAUGAGUUUCUUCAAUUUCUGCCUGCGAAGAAUGAACGAGGCUGGGUUGCCGUGAUUGACGAUCCCCGAGCCGGUAUCAAGCUUCUCGAGGAUACACGCAAGACAGGCCAUGGAUCUCUCCCAGCCAUUUCACGCAAAAACGAUACCAACUCGAACCAUGGUGGUGACUGUGGAGGCUUUAUGUGUGGACCCAUCCCCGUCAACUCGCCCACCAUCACCCAAUUUCUUGCCGAUAAGAAGCUCAUGAAACUCAACGAACAAUGCGCGGAGCGAAUCGACGCCAACAUCAAGAUCCUUAUCAAGGAAAUUGGGCUCACCGACGAGGACAUCAUCCGCAUCCCAUCCUUGUUCAAGGCUAGUGAAUUCCCGGGCGCUGACAAUAAGAGACUCCAAGUCGGUGCUUUUUUCCCUGGUGUGGUUAACAACCUGGUUCUUACAGGCUAUAACACUUGUAUUGCCCCUAAUCCUUGGGGUCCUGUUGUUAAGGGGAAGGAUAUUAUUGCUGAAGAGAUCAGGACUAAGUAUGCCAAGAUUGGACAGAAGAUCAAGUUCCUUGAUGACUGGAAUACUCACCAUAACUUUGGUGGCGAGGUUCACUGUGGUAGCAACUCCAUCCGUGAUAUGUCUGCUCGCUGGUGGUGA